Penicillium taxi is the source of this 1227-nucleotide messenger RNA. Its product is annotated as WD40 repeat domain-containing protein. Gene Ontology annotation, molecular function: protein binding. Lineage: Eukaryota; Fungi; Ascomycota; Eurotiomycetes; Eurotiales; Aspergillaceae. The transcript is spliced from 2 exons. The record is from RefSeq and is a predicted model, not a curated record. The coding region runs from base 1 to 1227 and encodes 408 amino acids.
AUGUUCGAUACAGUGUGCACAUUGCCGCUCUCGUCGGACCUGUUCGCACAGGCUAUUCACUCACGGGAGCCUGUCGUAUCCGUCGGUCUAGCUAGCGGCCACGUCCAGACCUUCCGAUUGCCAUCUGAAGAUGCUGACGAAGAUGACACAGCGUCCAAUUCAUCCUCGCGCAAUGGUAAGGGUCACAUUGACACAAUGUGGACCACAAGACGACACAAGGGCAGCUGCCGGUGCUUGGGCUUUGGAGUUGACGGAGAUAUGCUUUACUCUGCUGGCACUGACGGCCUGGUGAAGAUUGCCAAGACUGAAAGUGGUCGGGUUGAGAACAAGAUUGCAAUCCCUCUUGAGAAAAGCGGAGCGAUUGAUUCUCCGACCGUGAUUCACGCACUUUCUCCCCAGACUCUUCUACUCGCGACAGACUCCAGUGCUUUACAUCUUUAUGAUCUGCGAAUCCCUUACUCUAAAAUUUCAGCUCGGCCUGAACAGUCCUACCAUCCCCAUGACGACUAUAUCUCAUCUCUGACUCCCCUACCAGCGUCUGAAACUAGCACUUCUGGCUUCAGUAAGCAAUGGGUCACCACUGGCGGAACAACGCUGGCUGUGACAGAUCUACGGAGAGGAGUGCUAGUGCGCAGCGAGGAUCAAGAGGAGGAACCCAUCAGCUCGGCCUACAUGGGAGGCUUGGCUUGCAGCGGAACCAGUCGGGGUGAGAAGAUCAUCGUUGGUGGAUCCAACGGUGUUGUGACACUAUGGGAGAAGGGCGCGUGGGACGACCAAGACGAGCGAAUCUACGUUCGUGGUGGUGAUGAUGGCGGCGAGUCAAUUGAGACAUUGGCCGUCGUACCCAAUGACCUUGGAAUGGGCAAGAUGGUUGGAGCUGGUCUAGCCAACGGAUUAGUCAAGUUUAUUCGCAUUGGACCCAACAAGGUCGUGUCAGAGGUCCAGCAUGACGAGACUGAGGGUGUCGUGGGUCUUGGAUUUGAUGUUGAGGGUCGCAUGGUUUCCGGUGGUGGACAGAUAGUCAAAGUUUGGCAUGAAGCUGCCGUUGGGGGUGAUUCCCUGGCCGGUGAAAAGCAUGAGCUUGGUAGCGACGACAGUGAUGAUUCUGAUUCUGAUGACAGUGACCGUGAGGUUCGUCAAAGCGCAAAGGAGAACAAGAAGCGGAAGAAGACCAAGAAGGACCGCAGUGGUGGACAGCAUGUCAUGGCUUUCCACGAUUUGGACUGA